This is a messenger RNA of Oncorhynchus nerka (sockeye salmon), 3796 nucleotides long. It is a transcript of the gene ccdc80l1, whose product is annotated as coiled-coil domain containing 80 like 1. The record is from RefSeq and is a predicted model, not a curated record. The coding region runs from base 324 to 3518 and encodes 1064 amino acids. Lineage: Eukaryota; Metazoa; Chordata; Actinopteri; Salmoniformes; Salmonidae. The transcript has 8 exons. Gene Ontology annotation, biological process: extracellular matrix organization; positive regulation of cell-substrate adhesion. Gene Ontology annotation, cellular component: basement membrane.
GACGUGCGCGUGAACGCAGCAAAAAUCGUUUCUUUCUUGGUCUUGGGUUGGUGCUCAGAGGGGAAAGAGCGCUUAUGGAAUUUGUGGUUACAUAGUAUUUCCUCGGGUAACUCGAUGCGCUGGAAGGGGGAAGGCAAAGAUCCCUCCUUGCCGACAACGCAUUGAGACUUCCAGAAAUCUCUCCUUCUGAAGACGUUAGAAAGAGGAAAAUGGCCUCUAAAGUUACAAUCGAUGGAGUAAGUUUUGUAUAGACAGAAUAUAUGGAACCGUUACGUGUAGCCGCCUAGUAAGCAGAGGUUGCACUGUCUACAUCAACAUAGAACAUGAAAUGUAUGUCAUUUCAGCUGCAGAAACGGAGAAAGGAGGCAUUGGACGACUGCCACAAUAUUUCUAUCAUCGGGGAGUUAUUUUUUGUCACCAGAAUGGAAUGGUUUUUCUUUGACACUGCAAAAAUGAAACAGACACUGCAUCUCUGUGUGUUAUGGCUGCUGCUGGUAUGGAGCACAGGGGCCUCUGACAGGAGAACCCUCAAAAGGACAAUCUUACGACGAACAUCCCUCCAGGGGGGGAUUUUUAACAGAACACAAAAUGUGCUGAACUCUGACAGUAUUGCUCCUUCCGCUGGUGGUAUAAAUGUAUCCCCUAUGACGAGCCAUCGUGACAGAAUGCAGAGAGAUGAGAAAGCUGAGCCUCCAAGAAGAGGAAAAGAACCACCAAGCAGAAGGAUGAUGCCAAGCAGAAGAAUACCCCAACAACCAAAGAAACCCAUAAACCAGGUUGGCAGUGGCACUGGCACAUCUCAAGACAACAGUAAACCAGUGACAGGGGAGGCGGUUCAGCCUCAGUCCACACCAGCCCGCACCGUCCCCGGCAGCGCAGGCUCCCUCAACGUCCCCGGCAGCGCAGGCUCCCGCACCGUCCCCGGCAGCGCAGGCUCCCUCAACGUCCCCGGCAGCGCAGGCUCCCUCACCGUCCCCGGCAGCGCAGGCUCCCGCACCGUCCCCGGCAGCGCAGGCUCCCGCACCGUCCCCGGCAGCGCAGGCUCCCUCAACGUCCUGGCCAGCUUCGCAGGGAAGAACCGGGUCCUGGUCAUCUCCGCCCCACAUGACUCAGACGGUUACUAUCGCCUGAUGAUGACCCUCCUCAAGUCGGACGUCUACUGCCAGAUGGCGGAGCGGCACAUGCAGAUGAUAGUGAUGUUCCACCAGGAGGGAGAGCGAGGCGGGAAGGUGCGGCGGGUCAACGCCAAGGGACAGGUGACGGAGGAGCCCCUGGAUACGGUCCUCAUCCCCAGGCUGAUGAACUUCCUGAAGCUGGAGGAGGGGAAGUUUGGCAUGGUUCUCCUGAGGAAGACCCUCCAGGUGGAGGAGAGGUAUCCGUACCCAGUCAGGCUGGAGGCUAUGUACGAGGUGAUGGACCAGACCCACAUGCGCAAGCUGGAGAAGGCCAGGCAGAGAGGCUUCGUGCAGAGGUGCAAGGCGGCCGGUGUUGAGGGCCAGGUGGUUGAGUCUCAGGGCCAGGAGGUAUUGACCACGGGGUCAGAGGUCACAGUGAACUCUACAGUGGAGAGGGUGCCAGUGAGGAAAGGGGUGCAGAGACCAGCUCAAGGACCAAAGGCUGUGACAGUUACCACAACCCGACCAACCACAAAACCAACUAUGACCACAAAGGCAACCACAAUUACAACAAAGCCAACCACAACCACCACAACUAAACCAACAAGAACAAAAAAAAGAAAAACUACAACCACAACAAAACCACCACCAACAACAAAAACAACCACAAUCAUAACUACAGCAAAGCCAACCACAACCACCACCAGAAAAACAACCACGACCACAACAAAACCAACAACUACUACAACGACCACAAAAGUAACCACCACAACAAAACCAACAACCACGACCACCACCACUAUAAAACCAACCACCACAACAAAACCAAAAACUACAACAACACGACGAACCACAACCACCACAACAAAACCAAAAACUACAACAACACGACGAACCACAACCACCACAAAACCCACAGUUCCGAAGCCCUUGGACCCCCAGACAACACCGCACUGGGACCUAGAGGUCCCCACCACAGACAAAUCCUCCUACAUCCUCUCAGAGACCCACAAAAAUGGCAUAGAUGACGUUACAGAAUCCCACAGAGACCAAUAUGAAGAAGACACAACCGACGAUACCAAACAUGGCCGACAAGUUGUUACCUCUCCAACUCAGCUCACUAACAACAAACCAACUGAAGAAGGGGAAGAGCUGGGCAGUGAACUUAAGGUUGACUCUGAUGCACAGGUGGAAACAGCUUCCCCCAAGAAGAGCAAGGUUAAGCGGCCUGUCAAUGCAGAGAGGAAGAAAAAGGCUGAUAAAUCAGGCAAAAAGAGUAAAGCAGACAAGAAAAGGUUGAAGGCUACUAAAGACAGUGAUGGGGGCUUCUAUCGUGGCAGGAGACCAGGGAAGAAGGCCGCUAUUAACCAGGAGAAAGAAGCAGACAACAAGAGGCCCCCCACAAAACAGCCAAACCUCUUAGUAUCCUUUUUUGGUCAUUUUGAGAAGAGACGACGUCUACUUGUGAUCAGUACUCCAGACGAGGAGAAUCCUAUGUACACGCAGCAGAGAGAUGAGUAUCUGGAGCAUGUGUGUGAAUUGGGUGUCAGAAAAAUCUCUCUUAUCACCAUCUUUGGCUCUCUGACCAAUGGCACCAUGAAGAUGGACCAUUACCAGGCUGAGAAGGAUCAGCCUCUGAAAGGCAUGAAAGACGAGGACUUCACAAACCAGCCCCUCAUCAGAGCCUUGAGGAAUGAGUUGGGACUGAUAUUUGACGACUACUAUAUGGUGCUGACCGACUUUGAUAUGAAAGUGAAGCAAGAAUAUGAGGUGCCCAUCGCCAUGACGGCUGUGUUUGACUACAUAGACACAUUCUCUUCUCGCAUCAAGGAGAUGGAACAGCAGAAGAGGCAAGGAGUGACGUGUAAGAAAGAAGACAAAUCCAAAUCUCUGGAGAACUUCCUCUCACGGUUCCGCUGGAGACGCAGGCUGUUUGUGAUCUCCUCCUCUGACGACGAGGAAUGGGCCUAUCAGCAGCAGCUCUACGCCCUGACUAGCCAGGCCUGCAAUCUGGGCCUGCGCCACUUGUCUGUGCUGAAACUGAUUGGAAAGGACAUGGAGGAUAUGGGCGGGACCCUUGAGCUAUACCCAAUCAACGGGACUGCCACUGUGGAACGUGAGGACGUUUCUCCCUCUCUGGUGCAGGACAUCAGGAACUACUUCCAGGUCAGCCCAGAGUACUUCUCUAUGCUGCUGGUGGGGAAAGACGGCAACGUCAAGUCCUGGUACCCGUCUCCCAUGUGGUCCAUGUCCAUCAUAUAUGACCUGGUUGACUCCAUGCAGCUCCGCAGACAGGAGAUGGCUAUCCAGCAGUCCCUUGGCAUGCGCUGUCCUGAGGAUGAGUAUGGGGGCUACGGUCAUGACAGAGACCCGGAUGGUUACCACCGUGGAUAUGGUUACUAAAGGAUUGAGAAUAGGAUGUUCCCCUUAGGAUGUGUUAAAUUUUCUAUUGAGGCCUGGUUGUGGCCUUGUCCCAUGAACUAUAUGAAGCCAUUGUAUGAAUGGCAUUUCUUGAAGGCUUUUUUUUGCAUUUUGAUAACUGUGACGUUGUUUUAUAAGAAUUGACUUUUCUAUAAUAGAUUUUGAAAAUGCAGCAUACUUUUUCUUCCAUAUAUUUUUGAAUGUAUGAUUUGUUUCACAGGGAGAAUGGAGAUUUCAGAUUAAAAACAUUUGGCAAUUGC